Messenger RNA from Dissoconium aciculare CBS 342.82, 774 nucleotides. RefSeq names its product TIP41-domain-containing protein. Lineage: Eukaryota; Fungi; Ascomycota; Dothideomycetes; Mycosphaerellales; Dissoconiaceae. The record is from RefSeq and is a predicted model, not a curated record. The coding region runs from base 1 to 774 and encodes 257 amino acids. The transcript has a single exon. Gene Ontology annotation, cellular component: cytosol. Gene Ontology annotation, biological process: TOR signaling.
AUGGCUCUGAGUCGUAAUGGCGCUUGGAGAAUCAGCGCGCGUAAGCGUCCCAUUCUGAAAGCCGAGCCUAUAGAAGAAUUAUCGAAGAGUGUGGGCAUUCCAAUUCCUGAGAUGAUCUUCGGCGACAAUUAUAUUGCGGUCACGCAUGUCCAGACCGGCUGGACCAUCGAAUUUAAUGCGCAUGACGCUUUAGAUCGUGUUGGCAAGACUUCUGAGGGUAUGCUGCAGGUCGCAGUUGCUGAGGAAUGGAAGAAAGAACGAGCGCAUCAAGAAGAAGUCAAACAGGUUGUCAAGCCAUUUGACUGGAGUUAUAGCACCACUUACAGAGGUACGACUCAUUCCGGGCGGAGCACAGGAAGUUGGCAAACGUCGGACCAAUCGAAAGACCCAGUCAGGACAGAUCUGCUCAGUAGGCCGGAUCCAAUCGAAUUCUUUGCGGCUGUAGAUCUCUAUGAGGAUGAACUGGCCGACAAUGGAAUCGCGCUGUUGAGCAUCAAGAUCCGAGUAAUGCCGGAACGUCUCUUACUGCUUAGCCGCUUCUUUCUGCGCUUGGACGGAGUCAUCAUCCGUAUUCGAGAUACUAGAGUUUAUGUUGAACACGGAUCAUCAAAGGUGAUUCGACAGUACACGGCUAAGGAGGAGACUUACGAAGUUGUUCGCGAUAAACUACGCAGCAUGCGGGAAAAUGUGCCAGAAGCGUUUAGAGAUGCCAAUAAAAUUGCACCGCUUCUACGGACGAUCGAGGACACUACAGAUGUUUUUCAGGUUCAGUGA